AUGGCUGGUCGAAUUGCGAGUUUGGAGCGCAGCCUUGCCGAGGCGACUACGCUUGGCAAUCUGUCCAGCAACAGCAUCAAACCACGCACGAUUGCAGAUGAGCAAGACUCGCCCAAAGACUUGCUAUUACAUAAGGGUUCAACUGGCCAGUACCUUAACGAAAUACUGGUAUCUCGAGUCGUUGGUGAAGACGAAAGUAUUGCGACUGCUCUUGCGACAUCGCAGCAAGAGCAAAGAGAUCUUCCAAGCUCUCCCUUUGAUGUAAUGGGAAUCAUGUCUUCUCCCUGCCAUAUCCAGCAUCCUUCUGCAUUUCACCCUGGCAAAGCUACUGCCAUCGAGCUUUGGAAUAUCUACCUGAACAAUGUCGAAAUCAUCCUGGGAAUGAAGUUGACGCACAUCCUUACCGAUGAAGUCACAGUUUAUUCAACAAUAGAUGACCCUGUCACUGCAAAACUUGACGACCUUGCAUUUUGCUAUAGUAUCUACUUUGCAGCGGCUGUGUCGCUUGAAGAGCCGACGUCGCUGUUCCUGGAUAAGACCCUUGAGCUCCGGCGUUUCAAAAUGGGCAUCGAACAGGCCUUCUCUCAUGGAGACUUUCUUAAUCGGCCUACAUUGACUGGUCUACGAGCUUUAGCUAUAUACCUCUCCGCAAUCCGCGUUCAUAACCGAGGGAAGUCUGUUUGGAUUCUAGAUGGCCUUGUAAUCCGAAUAGCUCAAUCUAUUGGACUCCAUAAGGAUGGGACUAAGCUUGGGUUGCCACCUUUUGAGUCGGAGCUCCGUCGAAGACUUUGGUGGCAUAUUAUUACCAGAGAUAGCAGAUCUGGGGAAGACUUCGGCUUGGAAGACCCCAAUGACCUGCUGUCGACAUCAGACGUCAAGCUCCCCUUAAAUAUUAAUGAUGCUGAUAUCUUUCCUGAAAUGGAGGAGUUGCCAGUUGAGCGGGCCGAAUGGACCUGUAUGACGUUCUCCUUGGUCAAUUUCGACUUGGCUAGGGCUAUGGAAAAGCUCAAGCCUGGCAACGCGUCAGUUCCAAUACUCAGCAAAGAAUGGAGAGACAAAGUCGUUCAAGAAGUGUAUACCAAGACAAAGGCCAGACUGGAGAACUACAACCCAGUAACACCCCACCAAAGACUUACGGUCCACUGCACAGACUAUCUCCUACGGAAGCUCGACUUCGUCACAAACCAACAGUGGCUCUUAUCGCAGAAGAGAGGGUCAGAUGCCUCUGUGCUAAAAGAAGAAACAUUUGUCGCUGCUUUGAACAUUCUGGAGGCGAGGACGGCGGGCGAUGAUCCUUUUCUAGCGCAGUUCGCCUGGGCUAGGAAGGUUCAUCCACAAUACCACGUAACAUUAUAUGUUCUGUGGUAUUUGUGCACUAAGCCGCAAGGUUUGCACGUCGAGCGCGCAUGGCUGCUUAUUGAUAGCAUCUUCGAGCAGGAAAUGGCUUUGGACAUCAUAGGUUGUACUGGCGCUAAACCGGCUGUUCUGAAGGCGCUGAGGACCAAGGCCGAAACACUUCGGAAGAAAGCUGAAUGCAACACAGAUCCUGCCAUGCCGACUGACAUGGAACAUAUUGAAGACCCUUUAAAAUUUAUUGAAGGCUUCAAUUUUGAUGACGAGGUUUUUGAAGAUGGACUGAUCUUCCUGUUUACUGGUGCCAACCGGGGGAUUGGCUAUGCCAUUGUGCAAGCCAUCGCUACCCGACUCCCUUCAUCCACCAUCGUGCUUGGGUGUCGCAGCAAGAACGCAGCAAAAGAAGCGUUUGAAUCACUAAUUGAUAGUGGAAUUAAGAACAAACUAGGCUACGUUGAGUUGGAUAUUGAGAACGACGCUUCUAUUGAAGCAGCAGUGGUAUCUCUGGACCGGGAAUAUGGGAAACUGGACGUUCUCAUCAAUAACGCUGGCAAAGUCGAGCGAAGGCCAUCAGAUAAUCUGGCUGAUAUCCGAGCGGCGUCCAACUCUUGCUUCAACAACCUCAUUACCAGCAACGCUGUUGUCACACAUGCCUUUGGAAAACUGCUAAGAAGGAGCUCUGAGCCAAGAGUCAUCAUGAUCUCCAGCGCUCGCGGCAGUAUGGCCAGGACAAACAACAAAGAGCUCCCUCCUGUGGCAAACAUUGACUAUUGCGUCUCCAAAGUCGGUCUUAACAUGCUCAUGUUGCAUUUACAAGCUGCCGAGAACCACAGUGAGGAUGAACCCAAGAUAAAAUUCUGGGCUGUGAGUCCAGGACACUGCAAGACGGCUUUUAACGGCUACAGGGGUAGGAAGGAUCCCCUAGAAGGAGCCGAGGCAGUCGUGAGGCUGCUUGAGUCGGCCAAGGGGGACAUUGAACCUGGGACAUUUUGGGAGUAUGAGAAUGGUAGCUUCCAGCAAGUUCCUUGGCAAAUGUUCUCCAGUGCUUCCGUCACCCGCAAGGGCAACUCUUUAGCAAUUUCUCCAAACCAUGCCAGAGCUCUCUCAGUUGCGCCAAAACCUAUCCUCAUCAGCAACGCCGGCGUUCCUGCCGAUGUGGGAGCAAUCGUCGGUUUCGAAGAAGCCGAGUUUCGUCGGGGCAUCGAACUCAGAGUCAUUGGCUCCUUCAAUACCCUCCAGUCCUUCAGACCUUUCCUAACCAGCAAUGCCUAUGCUAGGUAUACUGCCAUCAAAGCCGCUACCUUAAAGAUGUGCGAGUACCUGCAGGACGAUAAUCCCGAGUGGCGCUUUGUUCAGAUUCAGCUUGGCCUCGUUCGUGUGGAGCUGAACGAGAGCUUUGAUAUUGUUGGCCAGGAUGACCGUAAGUCACCCUAA
Fusarium subglutinans is the source of this 2787-nucleotide messenger RNA. RefSeq lists its product as uncharacterized. The coding region runs from base 1 to 2787 and encodes 928 amino acids. Gene Ontology annotation, biological process: DNA-templated transcription. Lineage: Eukaryota; Fungi; Ascomycota; Sordariomycetes; Hypocreales; Nectriaceae. The record is from RefSeq and is a predicted model, not a curated record. The transcript is spliced from 10 exons. Gene Ontology annotation, molecular function: DNA binding; zinc ion binding.